Balaenoptera musculus (blue whale) is the source of this 3679-nucleotide messenger RNA. RefSeq names its product lysophosphatidic acid receptor 5 (gene LPAR5). The coding region runs from base 427 to 1530 and encodes 367 amino acids. The record is from RefSeq and is a predicted model, not a curated record. Gene Ontology annotation, biological process: behavioral response to pain; G protein-coupled receptor signaling pathway. Lineage: Eukaryota; Metazoa; Chordata; Mammalia; Artiodactyla; Balaenopteridae. Gene Ontology annotation, molecular function: G protein-coupled receptor activity. The transcript is spliced from 2 exons. Gene Ontology annotation, cellular component: membrane.
GGAGGCCGCUGAGGGCACUGCUUCCUCCUCUCUCUCUCUCCCUGCCCUGCUCGGGGUUGGCUGCGUGCAGGGAGCUGGGAUCUGCCGAGAUCUGCUGAGGUGCGUGUGUCCCACCCACCGGGAACAAGUCCUACCAGCCCAGCCUGGCCCAGAGCAGGCAGAAGCAGGCUUGGAGCAGCGGCUGAGCCACAGUGGCGAGCACAGGUCUCCACUGCGGCCGAUGAAGCUCUGACCAAAGGCAUCUGAUCCUUCACAGCUGUCCGUCCUGCAGCCACAGCCCACAGGCCUAUGCCCGGCCCGCACUUGCUCUGGGACUCUGUGCAGCCUCCAGGCCCCUGACCUGGAGACUGGAGAUGAACGCGAAGCCAGGACGCGGGUGCGCCCCCGUGACGCCCCCGGCCUAGCUCCUCCUCGCCCUUGGGCACGAUGCUGGCCAACUCCUCGGCCAACGACUCUGAUCUCAGGUGCCCGGACCACCAGCCCAUCCACCGCCUGCACUUGGUGGUCUACAGCCUGGUGCUGGCUGCAGGGCUCCCCCUCAACGCGCUGGCCCUCUGGGUCUUCCUGCGCGCGCUGCGCGUGCACUCGGUGGUGAGCGUGUACAUGUGCAACCUGGCGGCCAGCGACCUCCUCUUCAGCCUCUCGCUGCCCUUGCGCCUCUCCUACUAUGCGCAGCACUACUGGCCCUUCUCGGACCUCCUGUGCCAGCUGGCGGGCGCCGUCUUCCAGAUGAACAUGUACGGCAGCUGCAUCUUCCUGACCCUCAUCAACGUGGACCGCUACGCCGCUAUCGUGCACCCGCUGCGGCUGCGCCACCUGCGGCGGCCCCGCGUGGCGCGGCUGCUCUGCCUGGGCGUGUGGGCGCUCAUCCUGCUGUUCGCCGUGCCCACCGUCCUGGUGCACCGGCCCUCGACCUGCACCCGCGACGGCCGCCGGGUGCACCUGUGCUUCGAGAACUUCAGCGACGAGCUGUGGAAGGGAAGGCUGCUGCCGCUCCUGCUGCUGGCCGAGGCGCUCGGAUUCCUGCUGCCCCUGGCAGCCGUGGUCUACUCUUCGGUCCGCGUCUUCUGCACCCUGGCGCGGCCCUACGCCACGCGGAGCCAGCAGCGGCGGAAGACGGUGCGCCUCCUGCUGGCCAGCCUGGUCAUCUUCCUGCUGUGCUUCGUGCCCUACAACGCCACGCUGGCCGUGUACGGGCUGCUGCGCGGCCACGUGGUGCUGGCCAGCCCGGCGGCGCGCAACCAGGUGCGCGGGGUGCUGAUGGUCAUGGUGCUGCUGGCCGGCGCCAACUGCGUGCUCGACCCGCUGGUGUACUACUACAGCGCCGAGGGUUUCCGCAACACCCUGCGCGGCCUGAGCUCUCCGCUCCGGGCCAGGACCUCGGCCACCAAAGGGUCUCGGGGGGCACCCGCCGAGCCGCCCGCUGAGACCUCCCACGCCACCGUGCCGGCCGCCGCCAGCCAGGGGCUGCUCCGGCCCUCCGACCCCCGGGGCUCCUUCACCCGGUGCCCCGAGGACUCGUCCCUCUGAACGCACGUCGUGCCAGAGCGCGGUCCCCUCACCCCACCCUCGCGCCUCUCGCACUCGCAGACACGCAGGGGGUGCACAGGAGGGCUGUGGGUUGGGCAUUUGGGCUUCUGAGCGGCAGCUCCAGCUCACAGAUGCAGAAGGGAACAAAGUGUGGGGGGCAGGGGCACGGGGAAGGAAGAGCGCGGCUGCAAAUGUCUUUAACUAGGUGGUGAUGGCGAGCGCAUAAGGACCCCUUCCUUAGUACCUAGGAAGUGCUGCUGUGAGCCUGCUCGUGCAGAGGCGGGAGACUGGAUGAAAUGCCCUUGGCGGGGCAGGAAACACGGCCAUAGCUGGUAGCUGGAGCAGAAGAUGGGUGUCCUGCCUUUACACCGACCGCAGCAGUCUUCGGGCCAUGGACGCCACCCACUCCCCUUUCCACCUGGUCUCUGCCUGCCCAGCACUGAGGCCUAAUGCAAAAGCGUAUUGGAUGCCGGCUGAAUUGGUUUCCUUCUUGUCUAGUGACUUUUAACAAUUUAGAUCUGACGCCCAGCGUGGGUGGGUGGGGGCAGAGGGGGUUUUCUUCCAAGUUCCUGGUCACUGUUCCCCUUUCUAGGUCCUGCCUUACCCUUCCACCUCACCCACCCUUUCAAAAGCUCCUCCAUUCUAGAUCCUAAAUCCACGCCCCCCCCCCCACCGUGUGUGUGCGUCUCUGCUGCUUCAUCUAGAAUAAGGAGAACAUUCUCUGUACUAAAGUAGUAGUUCUCCAAUUUUUGGGUCUCAGACCAUUUCAUACUCUUAAAAAUGGAGAAUUCCAAAGAGAGUUUGCUUAUGCUUUGUUCUUUUGAUACCUGACCAUAUUAGAAAUCAAAAAUAGUAAGUUUUUUAAAACAGAAAUACCCAAGCACACAUUCCAAUAGCUAUGAGAGCAAGUGUCAUCACACUUCAUGAAGACUCUGGAAAACUCCACCUUCUACUCGUGAGACAAGGAGUGAAAAGGACAAAUGACAUCUUAGUAGUAGUAGUAUGAAAACGGUUUUGAUCUCGUGGACUUCCUCAAAGAAUCCAUCCCCAGAUCACACUUGGAGAGCCAUACCUGUACUGAAGUAUUAGAGUCGUGUGUAAAGUCUUCCCAGGCCAUUAUGUACAUUGUUUUUACCGCUGCAAGGAGGGGGCAAUGCUCAGCAAAUCAAUUGCUAAUUGUAGUCCGUAAGGCUUGGGGUUUUCUGGAGGGGCGGGCGGGUAGGAGCUGCACACCCAGUGAACACUACCUGGAGCUUCCUGGAGCUGCAGCGGGAGGUGGGGCUAGAACUAGUUGCACAAAUACUCUGGAGGAGGUGGAGGGCUUCUCUGGGCAGGGAAAAGGGAACUGUGCCAGAGCCAGGCAAGAAGUUUAUGGGAAAGUUAAGAGUGCGAUGGACGGGAGGACAGGAGUAGGCUGACUGCUCUGGGCAAGCUGGAGGUAAGGAGAUGGAAGUCUGGUUUACAGGCCACCUACUGUUUUCCCUCUUUAGCAGAGUCGGGGCUGGGAGGAAUGGUGGAGUUGGCACUAUGACAUCUUGAGACCCUGACAUUAGUGAGAUUCGUGAGGGAGUUGGUGCUAUGCACAUGUCCUGCAUGCAUUUCUGUCCCUAUGUCUCUCAAUGCUGUAUAUUUCUGUGUAUGUGCGUGUGUGUGUGACAGUGUCAGAGUUUUCCCGGGUGUGUCUCUGUGUGUUUUAGUUCGGACUAAGCCUUUUGUGUGUCUUUAUGUGAUCGCUCCAGAUGGUGAUUUACAAGGGUAAAAUGACCCCUGGUGGCCAAACCGGAGAACUGACCCAGAUUCCUCAGUGGUAGCCGUGAAGUCGGGCUUUCCUCCGUCUGGCCGGUUAGAGCCCUCACCUCCUGCUGCUCUAGAGGGGGUUUGAUGGUUAGCACCUGCUCCAUCUUGCUCCAUCCUUAGGGUUCAGGACCCGUGCCCUUCCAGCCCUGGGGGCACCAAACGUCAUCACCGUCCAAAGUCUCAGGGCUUUGCCCUAUCCAAACUGAAGAGAAUACAAUUUUUAAAAAUUACUUGAGUAUUUUUAUAUGAAGAUAAUGUGAAUGAAUUCCAAAGUAAUUAAAACUCACAUAGCAAGUUUCUUCUAACAUACUAUAUAAUUUACUUAUUUAUUUAUUAUAACUUUUAUAGUUUA